This is a messenger RNA of Corylus avellana, 3489 nucleotides long. Its product is annotated as putative sucrose-phosphate synthase 1. Gene Ontology annotation, biological process: sucrose metabolic process. Gene Ontology annotation, molecular function: sucrose-phosphate synthase activity; sucrose synthase activity. NCBI's taxonomy places the organism in Eukaryota, Viridiplantae, Streptophyta, Magnoliopsida, Fagales, Betulaceae. The record is from RefSeq and is a predicted model, not a curated record.
CUUAAUAAGAAUAUGAAUUUCUCUGAUGCCACCUCUCCCUCCUAACUAAACUACCAAGUCCUCCACUCUCACUCGCAUCUUACGUACGUGUAAAUGAGAAUCACAGCGCCAUAACCGUCUCUCUGACUCUCUCUGUGCGUGUACAAAAGUCUCGCAUUGUGGCUCUGAGAACAGAGAUAGAGGCUUUGGGAAAUGGCGGGAAAUGACUGGAUAAACAGCUAUCUGGAGGCGAUCCUCGACGUUGGGCCGGGCCUCGGCGACGCCAAGAAGUCGUCGCUGUUGCUCCGAGAGCGAGGCAAUUUCAGCCCCACCCGCUACUUCGUCGAGGAGGUCAUCACCGGCUUCGAUGAGACCGAUCUCCACCGCUCCUGGCUCCGAGCCGCGGCGACGAGGAGUCCGCAGGAGAGGAAUACGAGAUUGGAGAACAUGUGCUGGCGGAUUUGGAAUUUGGUUCGCAAGAAGAAGCAGCUUGAGGGAGAGGAAGCUCACCGCACAGCUAAACGCCGUAUUGAACGGGAAAGAGGCCGUAGAGACGCGACGGCUGAUAUGUCGGAAGACUUGUCUGAAGGAGAAAAAGGAGAUGUGGUUAGUGAUAUUUCGGCUCAUGGUGAUAGCACUAAAGGAAGGAUGCCUAGGAUCAAUUCCGUUGAUGUGAUGGAGAACUGGGCCAAUCAGCACAAGGAGAAGAAACUCUACAUUGUCUUAAUAAGCCUUCAUGGCCUGAUACGAGGUGAAAACAUGGAGCUUGGUCGUGAUUCUGAUACAGGGGGCCAGGUCAAGUACGUGGUAGAACUUGCAAGGGCCUUAGGUACAAUGCCAGGUGUUUACCGGGUGGACUUGCUGACAAGACAAAUAUCAGCUCCAGAUGUAGAUUGGAGUUAUGGUGAACCAACAGAAAUGUUGAAUACAAGAAACUCUGAGAAUUCAAUGCAGGAGCUUGGGGAAAGUGGUGGGGCAUAUAUAAUCCGUAUACCAUUUGGCCCGAAAGAUAAAUAUAUUCCUAAAGAACAACUUUGGCCAUACAUUCCUGAGUUUGUUGAUGGUGCACUCUACCACAUCCUACAGAUGUCCAAAGUUCUGGGUGAGCAAAUUGGUGGCGGGCAACCAGUCUGGCCUGUUGCAAUUCAUGGACAUUAUGCAGAUGCAGGUGACUCUGCUGCUCUUCUGUCUGGAGCUUUAAAUGUACCUAUGCUUUUUACCGGCCACUCACUAGGCCGAGAUAAGCUUGAACAACUUUUAAAGCAAGGACGGCAAUCAAGAGAAGAGAUUAAUUUGACAUACAAAAUAAUGCGGCGGAUAGAAGCUGAGGAGCUAUCUCUUGAUGCCUCUGAAAUUGUUAUAACAAGCACUAGACAGGAGAUAGAAGAGCAAUGGCGCCUUUAUGAUGGUUUUGAUCCUGUACUAGAACGCAAACUGAGAGUAAGGAUAAGAAGGGGUGUGAGCUGUCACGGCAGGUUUAUGCCUCGCAUGGUUGUAAUUCCUCCUGGAAUGGAAUUUCACCAUAUUGUUCCACAUGAUGGUGAUACGGAUGGGGAUGUGGAAAGAAAUGACGAUGAUCCUGCUUCUCCUGACCCACCGAUUUGGUCCGAGAUUAUGCGUUUCUUUUCCAAUCCACGCAAGCCUAUGAUACUUGCACUUGCCAGAGCAGACCCUAAAAAGAAUAUUACAACUUUAGUCAAAGCAUUUGGAGAAUGCCGCCCAUUGAGGGAGCUUGCUAACCUUACAUUAAUAAUGGGAAACCGUGAAGAUAUUGAUGAAAUGUCUAGCACAAAUGCAUCUGUGCUUCUUUCAAUUCUUAAGCUGAUUGACAAAUAUGAUCUGUAUGGGCAAGUGGCAUAUCCUAAACACCACAAGCAGUCUGAUGUUCCUGACAUUUAUCGUCUAGCAGCAAAAACAAAGGGUGUUUUCAUCAAUCCAGCUUUCAUUGAGCCAUUUGGGCUUACUUUAAUUGAGGCCGCAGCUUAUGGUUUGCCAAUUGUUGCCACAAAAAAUGGGGGUCCAGUGGAUAUUCAUAGGGUUCUUGACAACGGUCUACUUGUUGAUCCCCAUGAUCAGCAGUGUAUUGCCGAUGCUCUUCUGAAGCUUGUUUCAGACAAGCAACUUUGGGCGAGAUGCCGACAGAAUGGACUGAAAAAUAUUCACCUUUUCUCAUGGCCUGAGCAUUGUAAGACAUACUUAUCUCGAAUAGUCAGUUGCAGACCGAGGCAACCACAAUGGCAAAGAAGUGAGUCUGACUUUGAAAAUUCAGAAUCGGAUUCACCUGGUGACUCCUUGAGAGAUAUACAUGAUAUAUCUUUAAACUUGAAGCUUUCAUUGGAUGGCGAGAAAAAUGAAGGCGGUUCCACUCUUGAUAAUGUUUUAGAUACUGAAGAAAAUGCUCUUGAGGGAAAGAGUAGAGCAGAAAAUGCUAUUUUGACAUUGUCCAAGGGUAUUAUAGGAGACACACAAAAGACUGAGUCCACGAGAAAAGCAGACAAUAAUGUUGGCACUAGUAAAUUUCCGUUACUGAGAAGGAGGAAGUAUAUUUUCGUAAUUGCCGUGGAUUGUGAUACAACCUCAGAUCUUCUUGAAAUUAUUGCAACAGUUGUUGAGGUAGCAGGGAAGGACGGGGAUGCAGGAUCCAUAGGGUUCAUAUUGUCAACGGCCUUGACCAUAUCUGACAUGCACUCUCUUUUGGUCUCAGGAGGCAUAAGCCCAUCAGAAUUUGAUGCUUUUAUCUGUAACAGUGGUGGUGAGCUCUAUUAUCCAUCGUCAAGCUCUGAGGACAGCCCUUCUGGGCUUCCCUUUGUAGUCGACUCUGAUUAUCGUUCACACACUGAAUACCGAUGGGGUGGAGAAGGUUUGAGGAAGACUUUGGUCCGUUGGGCUGCUUCUAUCAGUGACAGAAAGGGAGAAGAAGGACAAAUUGUUACUGAAGAUGAAUCAGGAUCGUCUACGCAUUGCUUUGCAUUUAAAGCGAAAGACCUGUCAUUGAUCCCCCCAGUUAAGGAACUCCGAAAAUUGAUGAGAAUUCAGGCUCUCCGAUGCCACGUUAUAUAUAGUCAAAAUGGUUCAAAGCUGAAUGUAAUCCCUGUGUUGGCUUCCAGAAUUCAAGCCCUCAGGUAUCUGUAUGUCCGCUGGGGCAUGGACCUGUCAAAUACUGUGGUCUUUGUGGGAGAAUGUGGGGACACGGAUUAUGAGGGAUUGCUUGGCGGCGUCCAUAAAACACUGUUAUUGAAGGGAGUUGGUACCGGCGCUCGAAUGCUCCACGCUAACAGAAAUUAUCCUCUAGAACAUGUUUUGCCAUCUGACAGUCCCAAUGUUGUUCAAGCUGAGGGAUGCAGCAGCCACGACAUUAGAGUGUCAUUGGAGAAACUAGGGGUUCUCAAGGGAUAGAAUAUUCCAGCUUAUGAGCUCCCGGUGCGUUGGAGCCUAUAAUUUUGCACUGAAUGUCUGGCUGUUUAUUAUAUUCGUGGUUUGGCUUUUGCUGUCAUCUUCAUACCCACACCC